AUGCAAAGCCUUCUCGUCAGAGAAAGCGAUAUUCUGGAAAUAAACAGAGAUUCACAACUCUCAGGAGUGACAUAUACUGCUCUAAUCAUUCCGUGGAUCGCUAUUUCUCUAAGGGUCUACACCAGGUUAAAGAUACAAAAACUGUUUGGCACGGAUGACUAUCUCGCUGUAAUAUCUUUGUUUGUUCUUACGACUCUCUGUGUUAUUUUAAUUAAAACCGGCACCCAUCUUGGCCUCGAUACCCACCGGGUCGACAUUACUCCGCAUUAUUUAGUAAAACUUUCAUGUUACACAUUCACUUGUGAGAUUCUCUACAUAAUUACAAUUGCCCUUACCAAACUAAGCAUCGGAUUCUUUUUUCUUCGACUCACAACCAGAAAUUAUCAAAAACAUGUAAUAAAUUUCACUAUAGCUAUAGUAUUCAUUCUCUCAAUAAUUUAUAUUUCAUUUACUAUUUUUCAAUGUCAGCCAGUAAACUACUUUUGGCGUCAGCAUGAGACCAUUCCUCCACUAGGAACAUGUCAGACAAGAAAACAUGUCGUCAAUUUGACCUAUGCUCACGCAGCUAUGAAUUGUGCCACUGACUGGAUCUUUGGAAUCUUGCCAUUUCUCUUCAUCAGGAAGCUUAAUCUAAGUCCGAGGAUCAAACUAUCGGUGGUGCUUAUUCUUUCCUUGGGUUUUUUUGCUUCCAUUGCAACUAUAAUUCGUAUAAUAUAUUUGAGUCUUCUAGGGGGAAGUUCUGGCUAUACAUGGGAGAGCAUAAAUCUUAUCAAGUGGUCUAUAAUUGAACCAUCUGUUUCAUUGACAGCAGCUGCGUUGGCGACAAUGCGACCGUUAUUUCAGGGAUUAUUUUCACCUAAAAGUCGCCUGCCCAGACUCAGCAUCAGUGUAAGAGAAGGAUAUGCAACAGCUCCAGGCGACAGCUACCCUAACGAGUUUGCUAUUAUGCUCGGGCUCGCAGUCUCGCCCGGUGUUAAGACUACGGUCUAUGCGGAAAACACACUGGAUUCCUAUUGUUCCAGAAAAUCUGCAUGGAGCGAAUGGCGAGAAAGUAGUGUGGGCCUCGUGAGCCCAAUAUGGAAAUCUUCUUGGCGCGGCUCUACCAAGAAUGAAGACGAAUUUCAAAGGCACACCUUUGACGCUGUUCAAAGCACCACCAGUCUAGGACUAGGUGAUCUGGAAGAUGGAAAUUGGGUUGUUCACAGAGAUUCAUCUUCCGGUAUAACUAAGACCACGGUGAUAACCCGACAGAUAGGAAAAUGA
Blumeria graminis f. sp. triticale is the source of this 1263-nucleotide messenger RNA. The record is from the annotation of a GenBank genome assembly. NCBI's taxonomy places the organism in Eukaryota, Fungi, Ascomycota, Leotiomycetes, Helotiales, Erysiphaceae.